Rhinichthys klamathensis goyatoka is the source of this 1295-nucleotide messenger RNA. It is a transcript of the gene tfb1m, whose product is annotated as transcription factor B1, mitochondrial. Gene Ontology annotation, cellular component: mitochondrial matrix. Gene Ontology annotation, biological process: transcription initiation at mitochondrial promoter; rRNA methylation. Gene Ontology annotation, molecular function: mitochondrial transcription factor activity; rRNA (adenine-N6,N6-)-dimethyltransferase activity. The transcript is spliced from 8 exons. The coding region runs from base 92 to 1165 and encodes 357 amino acids. Lineage: Eukaryota; Metazoa; Chordata; Actinopteri; Cypriniformes; Leuciscidae. The record is from RefSeq and is a predicted model, not a curated record.
ACUAUUGCGUCAUGGUUACAGCCUCCGCUAUCGGAAGGCAGCUGCACUGACUCUUGUAUCCCCACUGUAAUUGAGAAGAGGCUCAUGUCCGAUGGCAGCGACACAGAAACUGGCCAGUUAUCGGUUACCCCCCCUGCCUACCAUAGGGGAGAUUAUCAAACUGUAUAACCUGAGAGCCGAGAAACAGCUUUCUCAGAACUUCCUCCUCGACAUGCGACUCACAGAUAAGAUUGUCCGGCAGGCGGGAAACCUGAAGGAUGCGCAUGUGUGUGAGGUUGGACCUGGACCUGGGGGUCUCACCAGGUCUAUUCUAAAAGCUGGAGCCGCAGACUUAUUAGUGGUGGAGAAGGACACACGCUUCAUGCCAGGAUUACAGCUUUUGUCUGAGGCUGCCCCUGGAAGAAUGAGGAUUGCACAUGGAGAUAUUCUCACACACAGACUGGAAAGAGGGUUCCCAGCUCACAUAGCCAAGACAUGGGACGAUGUUCCCCCCAACCUGCAUAUCAUUGGGAACCUGCCCUUCAGUGUGUCGACUCCUCUCAUUAUAAAGUGGCUGGAACAGAUGUCCAACAGAACUGGGUCCUUUAUGUUUGGGCGCACAAGGCUUACACUGACCUUCCAGAAAGAGGUGGCUGAACGGUUAACAGCCAGCACUGGAAGCCGUCAGCGAAGCCGUCUCUCUGUCAUGGCUCAAUAUCUCUGCACAGUCAGAAGCUGUUUCACCAUCCCAGGACGAGCCUUUGUUCCAAAACCAACCGUGGAUGUGGGGGUGGUGCACUUCACUCCGCUGGCUCAGCCCCAGAUCCAGCAGCCCUUCAAGCUGGUCGAGAAGAUUGUCAAGAACGCCUUCCAGUUCCGGAGGAAGCACUGUCGCACAGGACUCCAGAUGCUGUUCCCCGAGUCUCAGCGUCUGGAACUGACGGAAGAGUUGCUGCGCAGUGCUGAUGUGGAUCCCACACGGCGGCCCACUGAGAUCUCCAUUUCUGAAUUCAGGGCUUUAGCAGACGCCUACAGCCAGCUUUGUAAGGAGAAUCAAGGCCUCGUCGACUAUGAAUUCAGAGAGGAGCUGAAACUCAAGCAUCAGGAAAAGAGACAGUCGGGCAGCAACCGUAAAGGGCUUCACCUUCACACCACAAUAAAGGAAAAUGUUACUGGCAACCGCUAACUCAUGAAACAGCAGACUCUCAAUGUGACAUUUUCAGCAGCUGGCAUGAAUUGCACUUUUUUUUGGUUCUUGAAUGGAGUAUGCAGACAGCUAGCCAGCAAUGAGGUGAAUGUGGCUAAAUCAGCUAAAG